UUAUCAUCUGUUCGCGGACAACAAUACACUUUUAGCACCAAAAUCUUCACAGAGUGAGAGAAAGAAAAAACAAACGGUCCGAGGCCCGGGAAGCUGGAGCCGGAUCCGAUCGCUCCCACCAGCUGGUCCAGAGAAGAAGAAAAAGAAGCGCGGUCUUGGUAGGUCAGAUCAGUGCAGUGCGUGGCACACAAACUCGGCCAGUAGCUGUGCGUGUCCGUUUGCCACGGAUUCUACCUCGAGCUCACGCUACUGUCCCCGAUAGCAGAGCAAGUAAAAACCGACGUGGGAGGACGAGCGAUAACACACAGAACGCACAAAAACCGUCGCUCCACUUCCGUCCCGGAGAGACCGCCCAUCCCACACUCCUUCCCUCACCCCGAUGACGAUCUACAAUUUGUACAUCUUCGACAAGCUUGGCACCCUGUUGUAUUACGGCGAAUGGAACCGGCUGAAGCAAUCGGGCAUCACCAAAGAUGAGGAAGCGAAGCUGAUGUACGGCAUGCUGUUCUCGAUCAAAUCGUUCGUCAGCAAAGUGUCGCCGGUGGAGCCGAGGGAGGGCUUCCUCUACUACAAAACGAACAAGUACGCGUUGCACUACCUGGAGGUACCGUCCGGGCUGAAGUUCGUCCUCAACACGGACAACACGUCGACCGGCAUCCGGGAGUUUCUACAGAACGUGUACACGAAGAUAUGGGUUGAGUAUGUCGUCCGGAACCCGCUUUGGACGCUCGGUACGCCCGUCACGUCCGACAUCUUUAAGACAAAGCUGGAUGAGUUCGUGAAGCAGUCGCCCCUGUACGGUUCCAAAAUUAUCUAACCGCUCGUGCCGUGUACACAGAGAGAACAUGUCCUCCCGGCCACCCAACCCAAUCCUUUCCGCAAAAGAAAAACAUCUCGCCCAACCCCCCAUUUAGUAAACUUUCCGCUGCUUCCGGUACUCGGUCAGCCACUUCUGUAUGUUCUGCACGUGGACGGCACGGGCUCGCGUCACGGAUGCCG
This is a messenger RNA of Anopheles coluzzii, 999 nucleotides long. RefSeq names its product trafficking protein particle complex subunit 1 (gene Bet5). Bases 380 to 817 code for a protein of 145 amino acids. The record is from RefSeq and is a predicted model, not a curated record. Gene Ontology annotation, cellular component: TRAPP complex. Lineage: Eukaryota; Metazoa; Arthropoda; Insecta; Diptera; Culicidae. The transcript is spliced from 3 exons. Gene Ontology annotation, biological process: endoplasmic reticulum to Golgi vesicle-mediated transport.